AAAAUGAAGGGUUACCUUAAAGCCUUAAACUGGAUAUUUAAACUCCAACCCAAGAGCACUACGGUGGGAAAACACAGGGAUUCAGAUCUAUGCCUCCAGAAUGGUGGUGUUGAUGAGCACCAUGCGAUUAUUGAAUGGAAUGAGAUGGAGCACUGCUAUGUUCUUAAUGACCUGAACUCUGCCCAUGGAACUUAUGUCAAUGACUGUUGCAUACACAAUGCAGCAGUGCGUCUUACACCAGGGGAUGAGAUUCACUUUGGUUAUGGAGGCUCAACUUACAAGCUCUUCGUGGAUCCUCCAAACCCACUCCCUGUUAUGCCAAUCCAGUCUGUGGCUUCUCCAGUUGGAGUAAGGAGUCAUGCACUGUCCUCUUCUGUUACUCCUCAUCCUCCUCGCAGGCCUCGUCCUGCAAGUGCAGGAGCUAAACGCAGCAGUUUGGGUAAACAUUUCCCAGAGUACAGUGGCUCCUAUCAUAGACCAGGAAGCUUGGCCAGCAGCAAAGGAAGAGGACUGAUUUUUAGAAAUGUAAGCAUGUCCCAGAGCUCUCAGAGAAUGCAGGACCACUUACAGGGCGAGGAAGAAAGCUGGAUGAGAUGUAGGGAGGAACAGAGUUGUGUGCUUGCAUCACAGAGUGAAGCUCAAAGGAAGGAGUGCAUGAUAUUGGCUCUGAGGGAAGAGGUGUCAGCGCUCCGAUCGCAGGUCUCUCAGAGCAACCAGAAUGACCCAGACAUCAGACACAAGCUGUGUAAACUCACCAGAGACAUCCAGGAAAAAAAAGAAGAGAUCCAACAACUAAAAGAGCAGAUGCUGGAGAUGCAGGCAAAAACUGGUGAGCUAAGUUCUCAGGCUGUAGCAGAGAGAGAUCAGAGGAUCAGCAAUCUCAAAAAACAGAUGGAUAAACUAAAGAGUGAAAACAGCAAGUCAGCAGCAAUGAUCAGCAGCGUACAAAAGGAUUUGUUGGCUCGGGAGAAACAGGCAUUAAAACUGGCUGCUGAAGUUGACAGUCUCAGAAAAGAUGCAAGAUACAAGGAUGCUCAGCUUAGUAACAUGGCUAAUAAGCUGUCAAAGCUGAAAGAGAUUGAGAAUCAUCAAGAGAAGUUUCUUGCCAGGGAAAAGGAGGUAGAAUCUUUCAAAAAGACCGUGGAGCAGAUGGAGAUGACUCUGAGAGAGAAACAGAGAGAGAUGAAGCAGCAAAACACAGAACGAGACUUACUUAAACACAAACUGGACCAGAAGACCCAGGAGCAAAGCUCUCUGCAGUCUGAAAUGAGCAAACUGAAGCUGCUGCAGCAGCAAACACUCCAGAGAGAACAGAAAUCACAAUCAGAACUAAGACACACACAGACAAGGCUUGAGAACAUCUGCAGUCAAAUCAUGAAACGUAUACUUGUCACUUCAGAAACAUUAUCAGAACAAGAGAUAUUGGACCAUUUAUCAACUUUAAGGAAACAGAAGGAAGAGAUUAACUCUAAGGUGCAGGAAUUACAGCAACAACUGCACGAUCAUAAUGAGAACCAAAGGGUGAUGGAAGAAGAUGCUGAGAAACUCAAGGUCAAACUUACUAAAAUUCAGAGUAAUGUACAAAAGGUGUAUUUGGUGGAUUCCAUGCAGAGCCAGAUAUCUGCUCUCCGGGAUGAGAAUGUGUGUCCAGCAGUCAGCUGGGUUCAGACUCACACGCUCUCUAUACUGACCGGUCAUAACACACUGCUACAGGACAUAGCAGACAGACUGCUGGCAAUGGGUGUUGAAGUAUCAGAGAAGACUGGAGGAGUCUCAGGUGCUGUAAAAACCUUGUGCCAGCAGCACCAAGAGAUCCAGUCAAAACUCAAGAGGCUACAGGCAGAGAAGAAGCAGCUUGAAGAGAGGGAGGAUCCAGCUGAUGACACGCAAAUCAAACAGGAGACAAAGGAACAGGUGCAUCAGAAACUUCAGGUGAACUCUAGGUCAUCUAACAUCUGUAGAACGUUUAACCUUCAGGCUGUUUUACGUUUGGAGUUGGAGACUCAGGAGGCGAAAUGGCUCCAAAAAUUAGAGGAAGCAGAGAGAAGAGAAACUGAACUGAGGGAAAAAGUUAGAGAAGUAGAGCUGCAGGAAGAGCAGUGGGGAAUAAAAAUGAAGGAGGAGAAGAAAAGAGAGGAUGAAUGGAAAAGAAGAGUAGAGGAGGCCUUGCAGAGAGGAACAGAGCAUGAAAGAGAAAGAACCAUUGUGGAGAUUGAGGAGUACAGGGAGCAGGUGCGGCAGCAUGCUCACACCAUCGUUGCCUUGGAGAAGCAAAUGAGCUUAGCACUACUGAAAGCAAGAGAGAUGGAGGAAGAGAGAGAUACGUUAACACAGCAGCUUACAGAAGCACUUAACAAGAUAGAGGAUGUCAAACCCAAUGUUUCAUUAGAGCAAACAGAAGAACAGCAGCAACUGAAGCAGACGGUGAAAUCCUUAAGGGCAUCACUUGGAGUGUCCCAACAGGAAGUGGUCAGACAGGGUGAGGUCAUUACUUCUCUUAGUCGUGACCUGUCCCAUGCCCAUGCUCGGCUCUCUGACCUCAAAGGAGAACUGAGUGAAGAGCAGAAAAUGGAGCUGGAGACACACAAAGCUUUAGUAGUGGACCAGAGAAUGCAACUGAGCAUGCUCACACAGAAGUUAACAGUAACCGCUAAGCUGCUUGACCAGAAAGAACAGGAGCUGAAGACACUGAGAGAGAAAUUAAUAGAAACAGAGGCAGAUAUGAGGAGAGAGAGGGAAGAGCAUGCAGACCUUCUUCCUCUAACAAUCUCACACACUAAGGAUGUGGGCAUAAUGGUUAGUCCAAGCCAAUUGUCUAAUCAGGUGUCCAAGUGCAAAAGUUGUCGUCAAGAAGAAAUUAUGCGUCAGGGCAAAGAAACCCUCAACGCAAUGAAAGAGAGGAUCAGUGCGGUUGAGGAGAAAUGGCCCUGCAAGGUAUUGGCCCAGCAGAGGGAGCCAAUGAGACAAGACCAAAAGAAGCUGGUUCAGAUGAAAGCUCAAAGGUUUAAGAGAUCUGCAGCACAAAUAGACUCCUAUAAAUCUGUGAGUGGCUUUGCCUUUCCUGAGGCUCUGAGUGAAGCAGCACUGGAACGCACAGCAAGACUCGACUUGUCUGAUGCUUUGGAGCUAAGUGAGAGGACAUAUGUGGAUCUGGCACGUGCAUUGUGUGAAGCUCUUGAGCUGAGUGAGGUACAGCUUUCAGGAUGUGUCCCUCUGAAACACCUGCCGCCAGAGAAGAGAGAGCACAUGGCCUCACUCAGACAGGAUGACCUGGAGCUGAUACGGAGCCAAAUUGCCUUGCAGAACAGCCAGAGCCAAAACAAAGACCUGCUACUGCAAGAGAGGCAAAGGGAAAUACAAACACUCAGGGACAACCAAGCCUUUGGGCAGCAGCUGCAGACUGAGCUGGAUAAUGCGCGUUCAGAGCUGGCUUCAUUGAAACUGGAGAGCAGUACACUACGCCAGACCCUUGAGGAAACACAGACCAAGCUGCAGCACUGCAAUAACCACAGGAAGAGCACGGAAGGGAGGAGUAAAAGAAUUGGUCAUCAUAACUGUAUACCAGACAAUAAUUUUGGCAAGGUAGCAGUCAUGAAGAAGUCAAGGAAGCAGGAGAGGCGGCGUCAGGCAGAGGGUGAGAAGGAUGCCAUGAUGAACGAACCCAAAGAAGAGGAGAGCUGCAAAAUGGCUGCACAGAUAGCUAGUGUGGCACAGCAACAACAGCUCACUGAGGCUCACUGAGGCUUUAGUCACAGACACAGACUUUAAAUUUAAUGACAUUUUCUAAAGGACAUGCACUUGAAUCUCUGUGAAAUAAAUUGUGCUUGCCAAAACAAAUGGCUGUAAUCACAGUAGCCAAAAACAUUACAAAUAUGAUGGCUGAGCAGUGCGAUCAGCCCAUUACGAAGUUUUCCAAUAACACUGCAUUCCAAGACUCUUCUUUUCAUACCAAAAGCAACAUGCCAACAUUAAUAAUUAUUAUUUAUUAACAAAGAAUUAAUAAUGUAUUAAAUAAAGAAUUACAUACUUUUGUCCUGUUUAUAGUAUUGUGAAACAUCUGCAAAACAAUUUAAUUCCUGUGUAUACUGUAAUCACAAUGAAUAACAGCUAUAACUAAUAGUUUCCUCAUCAGCCUGCCUUUUUUCUCUUUGCUGAAGUUAAAAUAAACAAACUCCAACUUGCUAUGUUACUGAAAACUGUUGUGUCUGGCAACUUUAUUGAACAGCUUUACAUUUGACUCCAUUCAUAAAUGGUAAAUAAAUGCCUCACAGAAACCUUUACACUAUCAGAAACCGUCAUGUUUAUGUUGUCCAUCAAUCAUAUAACUUCAGACUGUAAGUCAUUAUCUUAAUGCAUUGUAAAGUGAACUUUGGCUUAAAGUGAACUAUCUCUUUACUUUGGCUGAUCUGUUUAGUGUGAACACUUAACAGCCAUUACAUUAGAGGCUUUCUCUGUAAAUAUAUCUGCACUGUUUCUCUCAAAGUGACAAGACUGUUACACUUGCAGAUGGAGAGGAGUGUAAAAAUUAUGCAAUGCUAUUUGUUAGC
Messenger RNA from Tachysurus vachellii, 4547 nucleotides. RefSeq names its product forkhead-associated (FHA) phosphopeptide binding domain 1 (gene fhad1). The transcript is spliced from 28 exons. Gene Ontology annotation, molecular function: protein binding. Lineage: Eukaryota; Metazoa; Chordata; Actinopteri; Siluriformes; Bagridae. The record is from RefSeq and is a predicted model, not a curated record. The coding region runs from base 4 to 3741 and encodes 1245 amino acids.